AUGACUGACCCAUCAUUUCACAUCUUCAUAUUCUCAAGAUCAUUGAAAGUAUGGAGCAUACUCAUCAUCGUCACUCCUGUACAAUGUGAUUAUCUUACCGAGCAGAUUACGGGGUGCUCAUCAAAAUGCUCAGUCACUACGGACAAGGACCUUACAUGCUUCAACACAACUCUUGAAUAUUUCACGGCAACAUGGAUGGGCGUAAUGAGGAAUUAUGUUGCAUCCCAGCUAAAUCUCGCUGAGCGCUCUCCUAAUCGUGUUCCUCCAUCGAAAGAGCAGAUGGUUUCGACAACACUUGCUGUGAUGAGCCAAGUUCAACCUCUCAACAUUGAAGAUGAAGAGGGCUUACUAAGCGUCGAGCAAGCAAGGCCUAUAGUUGAAGCUCUGGUUGACAAUGUCCUCUCAAACACUCCUGGAAUGUACAAUACGUCCUGUCCCGAGGGUUGCGAACUCUCAGAGUCGCCAUGGAUUUGGUUGUUUCUCGUAUCCGCACUCGCCAAUGUUUUACUAGUUAUCAUGACAAUCGCAUUUAUGAUGCAUAGUUACUUCAAAGCCAAACGAAUGCUUCGUGAAACGGGCGUGCCGUCAAUCUCAAAGGAAAUCAAGCAACACUGA
Cylicocyclus nassatus is the source of this 615-nucleotide messenger RNA. The record is from the annotation of a GenBank genome assembly. NCBI's taxonomy places the organism in Eukaryota, Metazoa, Nematoda, Chromadorea, Rhabditida, Strongylidae.